GUUAAAGAUAGAAUUAUACAAAGGGAAACAAUCCAUAGUCUAUGCGAGGAUUUAUUCAAUAAUCAUGGAAAACAUAAAAACUAUUCAGGAAUGUGUAUUUGAUCAUAAAAUUGCCUUGAUUGCUAUCACUAUCAUAAUCGUAGUUUUAUUGGGGAUUAGGAAAUAUAUUAAAGGAGCAUUGUAUAAUGGAAAAAGACGUAUUGAUGGUAAAACUGUAAUAAUCACUGGCGGUAAUACGGGCAUUGGUAAAGAGACGGCAAUAGAUCUGGCAAAACGAGGUGCAAAAGUUAUUAUUGCUUGUCGUGACAUGACCAGAGCAAAUGCUGCAGCAGACGAUAUAAAGCGUAUAAGCGGAAGUAAAGAAAUAUAUGUCAGGCAACUAGAUCUGGCUUCCUUAAAAUCUGUCAGAACUUUUGCUGAGAAUAUUAAAAAAACAGAGAAAAGAAUAGACAUCUUAUUAAAUAAUGCUGGAGUUAUGGCAUGUCCAUAUGGAAAGACAGAAGAUGGAUUUGAGAUGCAGUUUGGCGUAAACCACCUAGGACAUUUUCUGCUUACAAAUCUUUUACUUGAUUUGAUAAAGAAGUCAGCUCCAAGUCGAAUCAUUAACGUAUCAUCAUUUGCCCAUGUCUUCACUGGUCCACUUGAUUUUGAUGACAUUGCGAAAAGGGAGAAAAGCUACAGUGAAAGCAGAGCUUAUUCUCAGAGCAAACUUUGUAAUAUAUUGUUUACAAAACAAUUGGCAUCUCUAUUAACAGGAACUGGUGUUACGACUUACGCCUUACAUCCGGGUUCGAUCAACACAGAGCUUGCCAGACAUAUGAGAGUCAAGGUCAAAUUUAUAAUGGAGGCCUUGUAUUUUAUUAUCACUUUCUUCAUCAAAACUCCGUAUGAGGGAGCACAAACUAAUAUUUAUUGUGCUGUUGAAGAAUCUCUGGAUAAUGCAACAGGAAAAUACUACAGUGAUUGUGCUGAAACCACGCCUACCAAAGCAGCUUUAGACGACGGUGCUGCUAAAAAGUUAUGGGAACUGUCCGAAAAACUGGUUAAACUUUAACCAUAGGGAAAAAAUAACUGGAAAUAUUGAACAUGUAGCACGUUAUCUAGCAAGUUUAAGGAGCAAGCACAGUCUUUAGUUCCCUUUAUUGGAAUCUCUAUGUUAUGUCCGAAAUGUGAUCCAUAUAGGAACUAAUGGAUGCGCAACAUAUAAAUUAAUUGAAACAAGUGAGAGGUUCGACUGCAAUAAACCUGACAGUUAAAACACUUUUAAUUUAAUAAACCAUUUUUGC
This is a messenger RNA of Mytilus trossulus (common blue mussel), 1286 nucleotides long. RefSeq names its product retinol dehydrogenase 14-like. Bases 65 to 1054 code for a protein of 329 amino acids. Lineage: Eukaryota; Metazoa; Mollusca; Bivalvia; Mytilida; Mytilidae. The transcript has 7 exons. The record is from RefSeq and is a predicted model, not a curated record.